Rhodamnia argentea is the source of this 771-nucleotide messenger RNA. RefSeq lists its product as uncharacterized. The record is from RefSeq and is a predicted model, not a curated record. The transcript has 2 exons. The coding region runs from base 1 to 771 and encodes 256 amino acids. Lineage: Eukaryota; Viridiplantae; Streptophyta; Magnoliopsida; Myrtales; Myrtaceae.
AUGGCAGAGGUUAUGCAAGCUUUAGGUGCUAUGGGGGAGUUGAUAGGGCAGCGGAUAAGGAAUCAAAACGCUGCUGCCGCCGCUACUGUUGAAGCCCCACCCGUAGUUCCACCUGCAGUUCCGCCGAUGGAUGUGCCACCACUGGCGGUAGUUGAGGAUCGUAAGGCUCAAAAGAUGGUGGAACAGGUGGUCCCGGCCGUUUAUCAACUAGAGGGUAACGCCGGUACUUGGUGGAGAGUCGUCAAGGAUAGAGUUUUCCCGGAAGGUACGGUCCCAGUGUGGGAUACCUUUGUGGAGGCCUUUAAUAACAAGUAUUUCUCAAGGACAGCUAGAGAGCAGAAGAUGGCUGAGUUUUUCCGCCUCCGCCAGAAUCAGAUGACCGUCGAUCAAUAUGAAGCUAAGUUCUCGGAAUUAUCUAAGUAUGCCCCGAGAUUGAUUGAGGACCCCGAGGAUAGGGCUAGAAGAUUCGGGGACGGGCUGAAGCCCGAGAUUAAGAGUGUACUAGCGCCGUUCAAUCUUCAAGACUAUGAUGACCUUUAUGAGAGGGCGCCGAUAGUGGAGCGGGACUUGGGUGAGAGGACUGCCGCAUCCGGGUCGCGGUUUACGUCAUCAAACCGAUUUGAGAAGAGGCAAGGAAAGAAGCCUAUGUAUGGAGGCGGACAUCACAUCCCACCUAAUCGCAGAGGAGCGAUCAAUAAGCCUGUUUUCCGCCAAAGUGAUGUGUGUAAUCCGUGUCACCGAGAGACAUGGACCCGGUCCGUGCCCGUAUAG